This is a messenger RNA of Pungitius pungitius (ninespine stickleback), 4179 nucleotides long. RefSeq names its product RPGR interacting protein 1 (gene rpgrip1). Gene Ontology annotation, biological process: non-motile cilium assembly; retinal rod cell development. The transcript is spliced from 30 exons. The record is from RefSeq and is a predicted model, not a curated record. NCBI's taxonomy places the organism in Eukaryota, Metazoa, Chordata, Actinopteri, Perciformes, Gasterosteidae. Gene Ontology annotation, cellular component: photoreceptor connecting cilium. The coding region runs from base 1 to 4074 and encodes 1357 amino acids.
AUGUUGAGAGCCUUUAUGUUGCCCUUUACUCCAUACCGGAGCAAGAACACCCCUCAAAUCUCUUUGGAUGGACGACAGACGAAGGCCGGUGCUGAGUGGAGAGGUGUGAAGUCGUCACUGAUGGAUGAGACAGCCGGGGACCUCCCAGUCAGAGAUGUGGGACUGAUGAGGUCGGGACUGAUGCCAACUGUUCCAGAUCCUCAGCGCUUGUUUCGGUUUCCGAGAGAGCACCUGGAGGACAUGUGUCUCACACUGCAAGAGGAAAACAGUGUGCUAAGACAACACACUCGUACACAGGAGACAAGACUACGCAGGAUGUCUACCAGACUGAUGCGUCUCCGUCAGCUCCGUCCUGGAUCCAAUGGUGUGAAGGAGAGGGACAUGGAGGACACAAUACAGGAGCUGGAAGCCCGUGUCGCUAUGCUGGAGAGCCAGAAAGGCUUGCUGCAGAAUAAACUCAGCCUGGCCAAGCAGCACAUUAUGGACCUCGGGGGACGAACAGCAUACAAGUACAGUAAAGGGAAAUGUCUGGAAGUGGAGGGCGGAGUCAGGAGGGCAGCCCAGACCGCCCCGCCCCGCUACGGCGCCACGUUGCAAGACACCAGGCCAGAAAUGGAGAGAUUCAGGUCCAGUGUAACCGAGCAGGUGAGGGCUGCAGAGUUGGAGCUGACUGCGCAGGCACUCAGGGACACGCUGCGAGACAAAGAGAAAGAGAUGGAGGAAACUGUGGGAAACAUACGGAAGCAACAGGCUGACAGACACAGAAUGACUAUUAGAGAGAAUGUGGAUCUGAUCCGCCUUCAAAAGCAGCUUUCAGACAAGAGCACCGCUCUGAGAGUCACACAGGAGAAGUUCAACAACCUGCAGGAGGUAUAUGAGAACCAGUUUGAGGAGCGUCAGAGAUGCCUGACGGAAAGUCAGGGAGCUCUGCUGGAGAAGGUGGAGGAGUUGACUGAACAUCUGAUGCAGGAGAGACAGAGAGCACUGGCACUGGAAGGACAAGUUACCACUGCUACCCUGUCUCUACAGGCCGUGGACAAGCUACAGGAUCGCAUAUCAGACCUGGAGGUAGAGAGGGAUCUGAUAAAAGAAAACUAUGACAAUCUAAUAGAGAGUACUUUUUCUGUGCAAAGAAAUUGUGACGGCAAGGUGGAAGAACAUAGAGAAGUGAACCAGAGGACGGAGGAACAGGGAGAACACACAGGGACGGCCAUCCAGGGACUUGAAGAAAUGUUGCAAGAAGAAAGGAGGGAGAGAGGCAGGCUGGAGCUGGAGAAGGAAGAACUUAGAAGAGAAAAAGAGAUCUUGGAGGAGAAGAGGGAACGAGAAAAAGACUCUUCUGUGACAACGCUAGACAAGCAGGAGCAUCUGGAACAGGAGGUUCUCCGGUACAGAAAGCAGAUAUCAACUCUACAGGACCGACUGGACUCAGUCACAAAGGAGUUUGACCUGAGUGUUGAGGACCUCAGUGAAACUCUUAUCCAGAUCAAGGCAUUUAGGAUUCAGCAGGAGAGCAGGGAGGGCCUGGGUUUUCUUUGGGCUGAUGGGAAGUUGGAGGAUUUACCCCGUGAGCUGCUAAACAUCCAGGCAUCGCAUGCUGAGACUGUGCUGGAAUUACAGAAGACCAGAAAUCUUCUCCUGCUAGAGCAUCGUAUUAGUAAAGACCUUCAGGAAGAGUUGAACACAGUCAACCAGAAGAUGGGAAGAGAGAUGGAAGAGAGCAAAAGGAGGAUUUCAGAGAAAGACAAACUCUUAUCAAAAAGAGCUUAUCAGAUCAACGCUUUACAAGCUCAGUUAAAAGAGUUGGCAUACAAUCCAAGGAACUGCAAGAGGACCAUACCAAUGCAGUACACCUGGCCAACUGCAGACCAGGAGGUAGAACAGCCCAUUGAGGAAGACAUGUCUUGUUCUCAGCUGAGGGCUGGGGAAUCACUGCUGGAGAUUCAUCUUAAGGCUGCCACUUUCACUCCAGAAGGGCUUCGUUCCAUGGGCAGCGUCCACCGUGAGGGCAUUGUGACAUUCUGCACCUACAGCCUCUUGGACUUUGAGGUGCACUCAACCCCUUUGGUGUCAGGAAGCCAACCUGACUACGGCUUCACGUCGCGCUAUGCUCUAACCGCCCGAGACCUGGGCAGGCUGGGAGGUCAGGGGUCAAGGGUCAGAAUGGAGCUCCACCAGGCGUUAGGGGGUGUCAGUUUCGUGACUCUUGGGACUGGGCAGAUGUCUCUCGUGGGUGCUAUGGAAAGGAGAGGGGAGCGCGUUGGUGGACAUGUCAAUCUCACAGGCCCCGAGGGUGCAGUUGUUGGUCUCGUGGAUUUCUGGGUGCGCUUAUUUUAUCCAGCAGAGCCCACAGACACUGUGGCAGAGAGAGGAACUGACAAAAUAACAGCACCACAGAGGAGGCCAGUGCACAUCCCUCUUGGCUGGCACGAUCCUGGUCAUGAGGAGUUAUAUGACUACGGCAGCGGGAUCCCCAACGAGCUGGUGGUUGUGCUAGAACGUUGUUUCAGCCUUAACGCUCGCUGGCCUGGACUUCUUCCUGAUGCCUACCUGACGUACAGGUUCUAUGACCUGCCGCCCCACGUCUCUCAAACUGUCCAGUCCACCGCUGACCCGGUGUUCAGUGAUACUACCAGUUACCCACUAGCUGUAACAGCUGAUGUAUUGCACUACCUAAGGUCCAGCAGUUUGUGGGUAUAUGUGUUUGAUGACAGCGAUGACGAGAUGCCGCCAGCCUAUCUGGCCAAGACCCCCAUCCCUCUGCGAGCCCUAGCUACUGGCAGGGAGCUCAGAGGUGACUACGUUCUGAGGGAUCCGUCCGGUGGACCUCGGGGCAUGGUCAGGGUCUUGAUAAAAUGGAAGUACCCCUUCCAGCCAUUGGUGGACACUGUGAUUGGUAGACAGGGAAGACCGGACAUUGAAAGAUCUGAGAGGGAGAAGAGGCGGAGAGAGGAGGCUGAAUCAUCACAGAGGCCUAUAGCCAGGCCCAGGGUGAAGACUCAGCUACUUGAGCCAAGUGACACCAAAACAGUUCAGAAAGAUACUGACACUUUGCCGCAACCUCCAGCUAUAAAAAAGAAAAGCUCACAGAACUUACUACCAGAGAAACCCACCUUGGUGAAACCCCAAAAGAGAUCCACCAAGAGGUCCCCCAACACACCCUACAUUGCGCCUGAGCCUAGACUGACAACACCCUCUCAUUUGCAAACAAGAAUAUCUUCCCCCACCACAUCGUCGAGGACAAGCUCUCCAGGGAAUGCCAGUAUUCAGGAACCUCCCUCUGUGGAUCAGGUGUCGAUGGAGGAAGAAGAGGAGGAAGAAGAAAGGAGUGAGAGUGCUGCUGCAGGGGACAGGGAAGCCCAAGAGUCUUUAGAAUCAAGUUCCUCACAAAGCGACAUUAUCGUCAUUCCACCAAGACGCAAAGUGAGAAAGGGUGACAAGCUGAGAGUCGAGAUUCUGUCCCUGUCGUUUGAGCCGUCCUCACGCGUGGCACUGAACAAGUCGGUGCAGCGCGUUUAUGUGGAAUACCGGCUGCUCGGCGUCCCCAUGGAGACGACAGAAACACCCAUGUCUCUCCGCAAACCCACAAAGGGAGAGGAGAUUCACUACAACUUCACGCGAGUGAUAUAUGUGGAUGGUUCACAGUCAGCUCCACUCAGACAGUAUCUAUACACCAUGUUGGAGGGCACUGACCCCAAUCAGGGCAGGUUAAAGUUCACAGUCGUCAGUGAGCCAAUGGACGACAACGACGAUGAGGAGUGUGUGGACGUUGGACAUGCUUUUCUGGACCUGCAGGAACUGCUGCUUACUGGAAAUGAUGUCAGCGACCAACAAAUUGAUGUGGUGAGUGUGGAUGAAGACAAGGAGGUGAUUGGAAAUCUAAAAGUGUCUCUGGAAGCAGCCAAAGCUCUGUCAGGCAUUUACCAGGAGUUCCACAAGAGAAGCGAGAUGAAGAAAGACGACACAGAUGAAGAGGAUGAAGAGGAUGCGGCAGAAAAGGAAAUAAAGGAGCAAGAGGAAGAGACCACAAAAGAUAAAGUACAGAUAUAUUGUGAUGAUGAUAGUGACUUCUGAAAACAAUUAGUAGGGGAUUAACAGAGAAGUUGUGUUCUGUAGGAAAGAGUUUCAUUUUACUGUCUGUCGCCUCUUGUGCGACUGUUCCCAAGCAAAUUCAAUAAA